Messenger RNA from Adineta ricciae, 867 nucleotides. Lineage: Eukaryota; Metazoa; Rotifera; Eurotatoria; Adinetida; Adinetidae. The record is from the annotation of a GenBank genome assembly.
AUGAACAUUUCGUCUUCUCCAGAAAAAGAACGAGCUGCUCAACUUCGAAUAAAUCAUCUUUACUCUCACUCUCACCUUUGUAACAUAUCGUUCCUCUCCAUUGCCAAACAAGAUCUUGUCAGUGGUCAGUCCAUCUCCACUCCAUUACGUUGUUCACAUUCAUCAUCAGAUUUAUCAUUAAAUCAUGUUUUACAAGAGAAAAGUGAUAUUCAUCAUUUGACGAAUUCUCCAAAUACAUUCGAAACAUCGAUCACAUCCAACUCUUCAUUAUCAUCAGCAUCGAACAAACAUCACGAUACAUUAUCUUACUUGAUCGAUCAGAAUCAACGUACUAUGCAGCGACUCAUCACAAGUUAUCAAGUGAACUCGAAUGAAGAAUCAACAACGAUGCUUUCAUCUGCAUCGAUCCGAAUACCUGAUUAUGAGAGUGGACAACUACUGACAACAAUCUCACAUGAAAAUACUCAAUUGUCACGAGCACAACAGAAGAGCAUAUUGAUCGAGACAGGAUUUUUGUCAACAGUUGAUUUUCCAUCUGCGCUUUUACAUGCUGAAGGACAUCAUGUAUUUGAAACAGUUGAAUUGAAUUCUAAAAUUGAUGGUGAUGAUCAUGGUAUUCUUGAUGAACCUUCGUUGGCUCUUCUUUCGAACAGUUAUCGUUCAUCAACAACAAUAGCGAUGAUAAAUCAAAUUGUGAAUGAAAUGGGAACUCAAUCGAGAUCACAGCAAAAGAAGAAACAAUGUUCAUCUCCACUUUCGACAUGUGAUGAUAAGACAAGUGCUUGUUCAACUCCAGCAUUAUCAUUAAUCAAAAACGAACCGAUUGCGACACAUGAAACAAUGAUUCGAUCGGAAACGAAUUGCUAA